Oppia nitens is the source of this 3143-nucleotide messenger RNA. RefSeq names its product dolichyl-diphosphooligosaccharide--protein glycosyltransferase subunit STT3B-like (gene Stt3B). Gene Ontology annotation, molecular function: dolichyl-diphosphooligosaccharide-protein glycotransferase activity. Gene Ontology annotation, biological process: post-translational protein modification. Bases 143 to 2524 code for a protein of 793 amino acids. The transcript is spliced from 13 exons. Gene Ontology annotation, cellular component: membrane. NCBI's taxonomy places the organism in Eukaryota, Metazoa, Arthropoda, Arachnida, Sarcoptiformes, Oppiidae. The record is from RefSeq and is a predicted model, not a curated record.
UGAAUAGUAGUGUUGGAAAUAGUAAUAGUGUUGUAUUAAUAUUGAUGUGUUAACUAUACGAAUGAUGUGUUGUUUAGUUAUAUUUGAGUGAAACGUAAGCUCAGGUGUUGUAGUGUUUAAUGUAUUGAAUGUAUAGUAAGUAAUGGCGAUAACCGGCAAACAGUCUUCGCGACCGCUUUCGGGCCAUAAGUCGAUGUCGAGUCAGGUAUUGGGUCGACAAUCAUUGCUUCGGGUGACAGUAUUGGCCUUGUCGUGGUUGGCCGGCUUCUGUUCCCGACUUUUUGCGGUCAUCCGAUUUGAAAGCAUUAUCCAUGAGUUCGACCCCUGGUUUAACUACCGGUCCACACAUUAUAUGGUAGAACAUGGAUACUAUAACUUUCUUAACUGGUUUGAUGAGAGAGCGUGGUAUCCAUUGGGACGUAUUGUUGGAGGAACGGUCUAUCCGGGUCUUAUGUUAACGUCGGGUGCCAUCCACUAUGGGCUGACAUUAUUGAAUAUUCCGGUCCAUAUCCGGGAUAUCUGUGUAUUUUUGGCCCCAAUUUUUAGUGGUUUGACAGCUAUCUCAACAUAUUUGUUGACAAAAGAGUUGUGGUCAGAGUCGGCCGGACUUUUUGCCGCUUGUUUUAUAGCAAUUGUUCCCGGUUAUAUCAGUCGGUCAGUUGCCGGCAGUUAUGACAACGAAGGUAUUGCCAUAUUUGCCCUAAUGUUCACAUACUAUCUUUGGGUGAAAUCAGUGAAGACAGGAUCAGUGUAUUGGUCAGCACUGACAGCACUGUCAUAUCUGUAUAUGGUGUCCGCUUGGGGCGGUUAUGUAUUCAUUAUAAACUUGAUCCCAUUGCAUGUAUUCUUUUUGUUAAUUAUGGGUCGAUUUUCUCAUCGCAUAUAUGUUGCUUACAACACAUUUUUUAUUUUGGGUCUAUUGUUUUCAAUGCAAAUACCAUUUGUUGGUUUCCAACCGGUCCGUACAUCGGAACACAUGGCUUCGGCUGGUGUUUUCCUUUUGCUCAAUGCCUACGCAUUUUUAAAGUAUGUCCAGAAUUUUAUGACCCGCUCUGAAAUGAAGACAUUUUUUGUGUCGGCUGUCAUCGGAGUGGCCGGACUUGUGUUUUUGGGUGUCGUUGCACUCACAUAUGCAGGUUAUAUUGCCCCCUGGAGUGGGCGUUUCUAUUCUCUAUGGGACACGGGUUACGCCAAAAUACAUAUUCCAAUUAUCGCAUCUGUCUCUGAACAUCAACCAACCACUUGGUUCUCAUUUUUCUUUGAUUUGCAUCUAUUGAUUCCUACUUUUCCCAUUGGUCUGUGGUAUUGUAUCAAAGAAGUUAAUGAUGAACGAGUUUUUAUUGCUCUCUAUGCCAUAACUGCUGCAUAUUUUGCCGGUGUUAUGGUUAGACUGAUGUUGACUCUCACACCAGUUGUAUGUGUUUUGAGUGCGAUUGCAUUUUCCGAGUCCUUCUCGUACUGUCUUCAGGACGAAAAACCUCCUCAGAAAUCACGAGCCAAUAAUGACGGUGCAGUUGACUCGAGUACUGAUAGUGAGGAAACCAAUCAAAACGGACCCGAAAAAAAUAGUCACAAACAUCUUUAUGAUAAAGCGGGAAAAAUUCGCAAAAUUAAGACCGACAACAAAGAAAAUCAAGGAAUCGGUGCAAAUAUGCGCACAUUUAUAUCAGUCCUAUUAGUUAUGAUGCUUAUGUUGUUUGUCGUUCAUUGCACUUGGGUUACUAGUAAUGCCUAUUCCAGUCCCAGCAUUGUGUUGGCCAGUUAUAGUGGUGAUGGAUCUAGAGUUAUUUUGGAUGAUUUCCGAGAAGCUUACUAUUGGUUGUCCCAAAACACUGCAGAUGAAGCUCGAGUGAUGUCGUGGUGGGAUUAUGGCUAUCAAAUUGCCGGAAUGGCUAAUCGGACAACUUUAGUGGAUAAUAAUACGUGGAAUAAUAGUCAUAUCGCACUUGUGGGCAAAGCAAUGUCAUCCAAUGAAAGCGCUGCUUACACUAUAAUGCAAGCACUUGAUGUUGAUUAUGUGUUAGUCAUCUUCGGUGGUGUUAUCGGCUAUUCUGGUGAUGACAUCAAUAAGUUUUUAUGGAUGGUUAGGAUUGCAGAGGGAGAACAUCCCAAAGAUAUUAGAGAAAGUGAUUACUUUACUGAUAGGGGAGAAUUUCGAGUUGAUUCUCAGGGGGCGCCCACUCUUCUCAAUUGCCUUAUGUAUAAACUCAGUUACUUUAGAUUUGGCGAACUUCAGCUUGACUAUAGAAGUCCGGCUGGAUUUGAUAGAACCCGUAAUAUGGAAAUCGGUAACAAAAACAUCCGAUUGGAGCACUUAGAAGAAGCGUAUACUACUGAGCACUGGUUGGUGCGUAUAUACAAAGUGAAAAAGCCAGCAAAUCGGGUCAAAAUCCCGUACGCUGACCGUAAAGUAAAACCCAAAAGGAUAGUGACGUCAAAAAAGACAAGUAAGAGAAGGAAGGGAACCAUCAAAAGUAGACCCGUAGUCAUCAAAGGCAAGCGUAUGAUAACCAGCUCGACAUAGGCGUCAUUAAGUGGAUUAGUAAUAAUUUAUUAUUGAGUGCCUCAUAAUUUUGCAAAUCAUUAUUUAGCAUUUUUACUAUUAUAAAUUGUUUCAUUAUCUCAUUCAAUGAUAUUUUUUAUUAUUACACUUUAUUUUGUUUGUUUUGACAUAAUCUUAAAUUUAUUGUUAUUUCGAUGAAAUUUUUAUUGAAAUGAACACAAUUUUCUUUAAUUUCAAUAACGUUUACUUUUAAGUUAAUGACAUGUUUUCAAUUUAUGAUUCAAACCUAACGGUGCAAUUCAAUUUUUUUUUUGUCAACGACUGAUUAAUUUUAAUUUAUUUGUUAAUUAAUAUUUGCCAUCAAUUGAUAUAAUUUGUUAACCAAUUUAUAUAACGAGAAAUAUAAUCAACAGAUAACUAGUCAUAAGUGAUGAACGAGUCUUUAAUUAUAUAUUUUCAUAACAAAUAAUAUUGUAAUGACAUUCCAUAGACAAACAUCAUAUGAAACGUCGAUAGCAAUCGAUAUAUGUAUGGUUUUCGGUAAAUUUGGUCAUAAAUUGGCCAACAAAUAGCAACAACAUUCACAUCUAUACUUUAUAUUUGUAUAACAGAAACGCUCUCAUUUCCAUCAAUAAAAUUG